Messenger RNA from Pygocentrus nattereri (red-bellied piranha), 1849 nucleotides. RefSeq names its product phosphoethanolamine methyltransferase (gene pmt). The record is from RefSeq and is a predicted model, not a curated record. Lineage: Eukaryota; Metazoa; Chordata; Actinopteri; Characiformes; Serrasalmidae. The transcript has 12 exons. The coding region runs from base 161 to 1630 and encodes 489 amino acids.
ACAGUGCGCGCUGAUCGGCUUACGCGCCCGCCUCCACGCGCCGUCCCCAGCCUGACGCCUCGCGAGCUCAGGUGCGCUGGAAGGAGAGAGCGCAGGAAACCGGCAGUGCUGGGAAAUCCCGCUCCAACGCAGCGCGCGCCACGCAAAGGAACGCACCACCAUGACUGAGUUCUGGAAAGAACAUUCCCAGUAUGCUACAGUAGAGGAGAUGAUGCUGGACUCCAAUGCCCGCGUGUUGACCCAGCAUGAGCUGCCUGAGAUACUGGAGCUGUUGCCCAGCCUAGACGGCAUCGAUAUGCUGGAGCUGGGAGCUGGCAUUGGCCGCUAUACCAGUCAUCUCAUUCGCAAGGCUCGUCAUGUGACAGCUGUGGACUUUAUGGAGAACUUUGUGGAAAAGAACAGAAGAGAAAACAGUCACCUCGGCAACGCAGACUUCAUCCAAGCUGAUGUCACACAGCUAGAGCUGUCUGAAAACAGUUUUGACCUGAUCUUCUCUAACUGGCUGUUGAUGUAUCUGAGUGAACAAGAGCUGCGCACACUGGCAAAGAAGAUGCUGGCCUGGCUCCGCCCAGGCGGAUACCUCUUCUUCAGAGAAUCCUGUUUCCACCAAUCAGGAGACUGUAAGAGAGAUUUUAACCCUACCCAUUACCGCACACCGGCACACUACAACCACCUGAUGACUUCUGUGAUGUGGGAGAAGUCAGAGGAGAGUGGUAAACAGUCCUAUGGGUUUGAUACGGUUCUGUGCAGAACUGUACAGACGUACAUAAAGAUGAAGAAGAAUCAGAACCAGGUGUGUUGGCUGAUGCAGAAGGCCUAUCGGAAUGUAGAUCAUCAACAUCAGGGUGGCUUCAACACCUUCCAGCAGUUCCUUGACAACCAGCAGUAUACACGCAGGGGCAUCCUACGCUAUGAGAAGAUGUUUGGCUCUGGCUACGUCAGUACUGGGGGACCAAGCACCACUAAGGAGUUUGUUGACCUGUUGAAUCUGAGCCCAGGACAGAAAGUCCUUGAUGUAGGCUGUGGAAUAGGGGGAGGAGAUUUCUACAUGGCCAAGAACUUUGGGGUGGAGGUUCUGGGAAUGGACCUAUCAGCAAACAUGGUGGAAAUUGCCAUGGAGAGGGCAGUACAGGAGAAGCUUCCAUCUGUCCAGUUUGAGGUAUCUGAUGCCACUAAGAGAACAUUUCCAGAAGGUACCUUUGAUGUGGUAUAUAGCAGAGAUACCAUUCUACACAUUACUGACAAGCUUGAACUCUUCAGAAAAUUUCAUUCAUGGUUGAAGCCUGGCGGUAAGGUGCUAAUCAGUGAUUACUGCUGUGGAGAGAAGCCUUGGACUCCUGCCUUCCAGGAGUAUGUUAAACAAAGAGGCUACAUCCUCUACACACCACAGAGAUAUGGCAAGUUUUUGGAAGAGGCGGGCUUCAGUAAUGUGAGAGCAGAAGACAGAACUGCCCAGUUUAUUCAGGUGAUAAAGGACGAGCUCAAGAGAGCAGAGGAGAUUCAAGACGAAUUCAUUCAGGAGUUCUCUCAGGAGGACUAUGAUGCUGUUGUUAAUGGGUGGACAGAAAAGCUACAGCGCUGUGAAGCUGGAGAUCAGCGCUGGGGUCUCUUCUAUGCUACCAGUGACUGAAAGAGAGAGAGAGAGAGAGAGAGAGAGAGAGAGAGAGAGAGAGAGAGAGAAAGAGAAAGACAGGGGUGGCAGGUUCUCUAAACUCAGAGAGAAAGAAGACACUGCACAAUCUGUUGAAGUUUUUUUUUCAUGUAAGAAGUUGAAAACAGGUGAUUGCACAUUUUAUUGUAGUAUUCUGUAAACUAAGAGAGGCCAGUAUGAUUUUGUUGUUCUAUUGCA